Syzygium oleosum is the source of this 904-nucleotide messenger RNA. RefSeq names its product photosystem I reaction center subunit II, chloroplastic-like. Gene Ontology annotation, biological process: photosynthesis. The transcript has 2 exons. Lineage: Eukaryota; Viridiplantae; Streptophyta; Magnoliopsida; Myrtales; Myrtaceae. The record is from RefSeq and is a predicted model, not a curated record. Gene Ontology annotation, cellular component: photosystem I reaction center; photosystem I. Bases 148 to 789 code for a protein of 213 amino acids.
CACAUUCUAAUCGGUCCAACACAUCUCACACCUUAUCCAUACCCACAUCCUCUCUCGCUCACCCAAAUUGUUCUCACACAUCCCUAGCUCUUCUUCGCUUCUUCUUCUUCUGUGACAUAAUCCAUAAGCCCAAGUGUUACACCAAUAAUGGCCAUGGCAACUCAAGCCUCCCUCUUCACCCCAACCCUCACCGGCCCGAGAUCCGGCGACCGCAGCGCUCUUGCAUGGAAACAAUCCGCCUCGUCGUCUCUGUCCUUCCCGAACCCUAAGGAGCUCAAGUUCUCUCCAAGAACGACCAUAAGAGCUGCUGCGGCGGAGGGAAAAGCCGUAGCCCCUGCCAAGGAGGAGGCGCCCGUCGGGUUUACGCCGCCGGAGCUGGACCCAAACACCCCGUCUCCAAUCUUCGGUGGCAGCACCGGUGGCUUGUUACGCAAGGCACAGGUCGAGGAGUUUUACGUGAUCACUUGGGACUCGCCGAAGGAGCAGAUCUUUGAGAUGCCGACGGGCGGCGCCGCCAUCAUGCGGCAAGGCCCGAACCUGCUGAAGCUGGCGAGGAAGGAGCAGUGUUUGGCUCUUGGAACGAGACUCAGGUCGAAAUACAAGAUCAAGUACCAAUUCUACAGGGUGUUCCCGAACGGGGAAGUCCAAUACCUUCACCCAAAGGACGGCGUGUACCCGGAGAAGGUGAACCCGGGUCGCCAGGGCGUGGGUCUGAACUUCAGAUCCAUCGGGAAAAAUGUUAGCCCCAUCGAGGUCAAGUUCACUGGGAAGCAACCGUACGAUCUGUGAGUCACAUGCAUAUAAGAAACUGUUCCGUGUAUGUGCUGUAAACUUUAUGUUAUUGUUAUCUGAGAGAUUACUUUGCAAACUCUUGUAAUUUAUUUUACCUGUCCUCAUUUUACAA